Beauveria bassiana ARSEF 2860 is the source of this 1650-nucleotide messenger RNA. Its product is annotated as MFS quinate transporter, putative. Gene Ontology annotation, cellular component: membrane. The transcript is spliced from 4 exons. The record is from RefSeq and is a predicted model, not a curated record. Bases 1 to 1650 code for a protein of 549 amino acids. Gene Ontology annotation, biological process: transmembrane transport; carbohydrate transport. Lineage: Eukaryota; Fungi; Ascomycota; Sordariomycetes; Hypocreales; Cordycipitaceae. Gene Ontology annotation, molecular function: carbohydrate:proton symporter activity.
AUGGAGUCUGCUCAGAGGGCCUUUACGGGCAAGAAAACGUUAUGGCAGUCCAUACGCUCAAAUCCCAAGGUUGUUUUCAUCGCGCUCUUUGCUUCCCUCGGUGGCUUCGAGUAUGGCUACCAGCAAGGCGUCCUGGGCCAGUCCCUUGUCAUGACACGCUUCACCUCCAAUUUCCCCUCGGUCGUCCAGUCCUCCUCUGCCACAGGCUGGUUGACUUCUAUCCUCCAGCUCGGAGGUAUUCUAGGCUCUCUUUCCGCUGGAAUUCUGAGUGAACUUAUUUCCAGAAAGCGUACAAUGUUUGUUGCUUGUCUCUGGGUCAUCCUGGGCAGCUAUCUCUACCUUGGUGCCAAGGCUGGCGCGCCGUCUCUGCUUUAUGCCGGCCGCUUCUUCACCGGUGUCGGCGUCGGAAUCUUCAGUGGUGUUGCGCCGCUGUAUAAUGCUGAGCUUUCGCUUCCCGAGAUGCGUGGCUUCCUCGUCUCAUUUUACCAGUUCGCGACUAUUCUCGGAAUCAUGCUCUCGUUCUGGAUCGGCUACGGCAGCAACUACAUUGGCGGCACCGGUGACUCCCAGUCAGAUCUGUCAUGGAGGCUUCCUUCCAUCAUUCAAGGUAUCCCUGCAGCCGCUUUGGCAAUUGGCAUCUGGUUCAUGCCCUACUCUCCUCGAUGGCUGGUCAAAGUGGGACGGGAUGAGGAGGCUAAAGCGACGCUGGCAUGGAUGAGAAAAUUGCCAGUCGAUGACAAAGUGGUCCAGGUUGAAUUCUUAGAAAUCAAAGCGGAAUCUGUCUUUGAAAAGAAAGCUUUCGCCCGAGACUUUCCGAAAAUGGCUGAUGCGAGUCGACAAAAUGCUUUCAAGGAGCAAAUUGCUCAAUACAUCAACUGUUUCCGAACUCGCGAUAAUUUUAAACGCAUUGCGACUGGAUUUCUGGUCAUGGCGGCCCAACAGUGGAGUGGGAUUGAUGCAAUCAUUUAUUACGCUACAAACAUCUUCCAGAGUCUGGGUUUGACUUCUGGAACAAAUGCGUUGCUGGCGACGGGUGUCACCGGCGUAGUGUUCAUGGCCAGCACGAUCCCGGCAAUGUUUAUUAUUGACCGAGUUGGCCGAAAGCCAAUGUUGAUCGUCGGGUCAAUAGUCAUGGGCAUUGCUAUGGUCACCGUAGGUGUUAUUGUGGCCAAGUUUAGGCAUGACUGGCCAUCACACAGUGCAGCAGGUUGGGCCGCUGUCGCGCUCAUCUGGGUAUACAUCGCUGGUUUUGGCGCGACCUGGGGCCCGGUUUCCUGGACUCUCGUCUCCGAAAUCUUUCCCCUUUCCAUUCGCGCAAAGGGCAGCUCCAUUGGCGCCUUUAGUAACUGGCUCAACAACUUUGCCAUUGCCUUUUACUUUCCGCCGAUGCUAGAGGCCUGGGCUUGGGGCACCUACAUCUUCUUUGCCGUCUUCCUGGCCGCUGGCGCCGUGUGGGUCUGGCUCUGCCUUCCGGAAACCAAGAAUGUGAGUCUUGAGGAGAUGGAUCGCGUAUUCAACAGUCACACUGGCGCGAGAGAUGCUCAGCUCUUGCACGAGUCUCAGCAAGAGGUUGGCCUCACGGCGCUGCUCGAGAGCCAGGGCAUGGUGCACGACAAGGCAGGGUCUGUUGCCGUGAUCGAGCAUGUGUAA